UUGUUUUGUAAAAUCUUUUCAAAAGAAAACUAUUCAGUGCUCUAUUUGUGACAUGGCCAGAAGUCAUCCAAGCGCAACCACCAUGACAAAGCUAAUUCUAUUUGCAGGUCUCUGUCUUUCCUUUGGCAGUUUGGUCUCAUCUUCCAGACUGGUGUGUUAUUUCACUAACUGGUCCCAAUACCGGCCUGGCAAUGGGAAGUUUAUGCCACUAAAUAUUGAUCCAAACCUGUGUACCCACCUGAUCUAUGCCUUUUCUGGUAUUAAUGAGGCAAAUGAGUUGGUCACCAUAGAAUGGAAUGAUGAUGAACUCUACAAAUCCUUUAAUGGACUCAAACAGAGGAAUCCAAAUUUAAAAACCCUGCUAGCAGUCGGUGGCUGGAACUUUGGAACACAAAAAUUCACCACAAUGGUGUCGACUCAAGCCAAAAGAAAUGCAUUUAUCCAAUCUUCUAUCAAACUACUGAGAAAAUACAGUUUUGAUGGACUAGACCUAGAUUGGGAAUACCCCGCUGCUAGAGGAAGUCCUCUGGAGGACAAGCAGAGAUUCACAGCGUUAUGCAAGGAACUCCUAGAGGCCUAUGAGGCUGAAGGAACUGCAACCGGUCAGUCCAGACUAAUGAUCUCUGCUGCUGUGGCUGCUGGGAAAGGAACCAUUGAUGCUGGUUUUGAAAUUGCAGAGAUGGCCAAGUAUCUGGACUUUAUCAAUGUGAUGACUUAUGACUUUCAUGGCACCUGGGAGAGUGUGACAGGACAUCACAGCCCCUUGUACAAGGGAUCGCAGGACACCGGGGACCAUGUUUACUUAAAUACUGACUUUGCCAUGAGGUAUUGGCGGGACAAGGGAACACCUGUAGAAAAGCUAAAUAUGGGCUUUGCUACAUACGGGAGAACAUUUCAUCUAUCUACUCCAUCCAGUGAGGUUGGCGCACCAGCCAGUGGUGGUGCUGCUGGUGGUUUUACAAGGGAGGUUGGCUUCUGGUCAUAUUAUGAGAUUUGCACUUUUCUUCAAGGGGCCAGUGUCCACUUGAUUGAUGAACAGAAAGUUCCAUAUGCCAUCAAACAAAAUGAGUGGGUUGGAUAUGACAACAAAGAAAGUUUUGAGACUAAGGUCCGUUAUCUAAAAGACAACAGAUUUGGAGGAGCUUUUGUCUGGGCUCUGGAUCUGGAUGACUUUAAGGGAGAGUUCUGUGGACAGGGAAACUACCCCCUCAUCGGGUAUCUCUCCUCUCUUUUAGCUUCAGAUCUUCCUCCCCUUCCCACUACAGAAACGAUUCCAAAUCCAGUGACCCUGUCUACAAACAAAGAUCCAACUCCUACCACACCUAGUUUCAGACCUACAACUCAUACUUCAUCCAAAAGCCCAGACAACUUCUGUGCAACAAAAACUGGCGGGGUUUAUGCCAACCCUGACGACCCAGGUUCCUUUUACAAUUGUGCCAAUGGCAUUACCUGGAUCCAAAACUGCUCUGCUAACUUGGUCUUUCGCGAGAGCUGCAAAUGCUGUGACUGGCCCUAAAAGCUUUCACAUUUUUACAUUCCACGAGUUCUUGUAUCUCUAGUUAUGAAUACAGUACAAGUUAUUGUCUUAAUUUCAUGAGUGUUUUUGAGUUAAGUUCAUCUAACAACGGAAUUUGUAUGGGGUUUUUUUUUUUUUUUUUUUUUUUUUUUUGCAAGUGAUAUUGGUUACCUUUAAAAUUGCCUGUUAGCGGUUUUUCCUAAACUUCUACUUAAACCUUACCUAAUGUAUUAAACACAAUGGUAAUCUUUAUAAAAGCAUCCAUUGUUUAUUUAAAGGGACAGUGCACAUUAAUGAACAUCAAUGAUGGCAACAUGCCAUAUUUAGUCAGGCUAUUUUUCAUCUGUAGUCCCAGUCAGUACAAGUCAAUAUAAAAUAAACAUAACAAUAGAGUACACCACAAUAUACAAAAGUCAUGUUACAGUAUACAGGUCAUGAAUUAUGAUCAGCUUCUAGGUGUCUUUCUAAUAUACUGUUACACUAAUCGUCUAAAAUAGAUACUAUUAUAAAAAGGUUAACAAACGUCAUCUGAAGCCUGAACUAUCACAUUUCACCUGAUCUGACAUGUUGAAAUGUGACCUACAAUAAAAUGCCAUAAGAUUGAUUUAUUGUAAUUUAGUUUUUUUUAAUGCAAGGCACCACAUGGAACUGUCUAAAAAUAGUCUAAAUAACUUCCAGUGGAUAUGAAAAACUAAAACACAAAAUGUUUGCAUGCAUUUUGUAAAUUACAUCUUUUAACAUCUAUGAACCUGCCUAAAGCUUUGUCAGGCACUUCACAAAUUCAAAUGUUUCAGUGCACUGCACUCAUUAGUUUAAAUUAUGUUACAACUUGGUAGCACUCUGGACAUCUGCCUUUUUACUUUUGUGGAUUAUUAAAGCACAGGUUUGUGGAAUAUGAAUUAUUGAUGGAAUUAAAACAGCAGAGGCCCAAAGCA
Molecule: messenger RNA, 2451 nt
Organism: Micropterus salmoides (largemouth bass)
Lineage: Eukaryota; Metazoa; Chordata; Actinopteri; Centrarchiformes; Centrarchidae
Product: acidic mammalian chitinase-like
Exons: 12
Coding region: 53-1516 (487 amino acids)
Biological process (GO): chitin catabolic process; carbohydrate metabolic process
Cellular component (GO): extracellular region
Molecular function (GO): chitin binding; chitinase activity
Source: RefSeq, a predicted model, not a curated record